Molecule: messenger RNA, 2609 nt
Organism: Rhodamnia argentea
Lineage: Eukaryota; Viridiplantae; Streptophyta; Magnoliopsida; Myrtales; Myrtaceae
Product: putative dual specificity tyrosine-phosphorylation-regulated kinase 3 homolog
Exons: 7
Coding region: 184-2322 (712 amino acids)
Biological process (GO): peptidyl-threonine phosphorylation; peptidyl-serine phosphorylation
Cellular component (GO): cytoplasm
Molecular function (GO): protein serine/threonine kinase activity; ATP binding; protein tyrosine kinase activity
Source: RefSeq, a predicted model, not a curated record
GCUUCGGCUUCACAGUAGACACGCCAUUCUCUCUCUCUCUCUCUUCUUUCUCUCUCUUCUCAGGACCAGCAUGCAAGCGCCACAACAACCUCCCUACUUUUCCACUUUUGACCCUCAUGCCCCGACCCCUCCUCCGUCGCCUUCAACUCUCGCCCGAGUCUCGUCUUUCCCUCGCGCCCCGGCAUGGCUUUCUCCGACGUGGAAGCGGUGCUCGAGUUCUUGAGGAAGAACGGGUUCUCGCAGGCGGAGUCUGCUCUCAGGGAGGACAUCGUCGAGAAGGGCGAUCUGGGCUCCUUGGACUUCGAGAAGUUCUUGUUCCCGAUGGCCCCUCCGCCGCCGCCGGUCAGGGUCCCGCCGAGCUCCCGCCCGUCGGAGCCCGGCGGCGGCGGCGGCGGUUCCGUGAGGUCGAGUGGCGCGUCUUCCGACGACCGGUUCGUGAGCGUGGGCUCUUCGACAAGUGACGUGUGCUCUUCAGAGUUCGUCAAUCCAUACGGAGUUCGAUCUGCCUCUAGAGCCAAUUCUGAUGCUUCUUCUGAUAGGCUGUCCCAGUUCGGCACGGCGCGUGCAUACCCCGAUUAUGAUCUGCAAAAUGACUUGUACUGGUACGACGACAAGGACGAAGGACACUUCCUGACUCCAUCCUUUCGAGGAUCAGAGCCCUUUGGCUGCCCGACUGAGGAUAAGUUCAUUACGAAUUCAGAGUUGCGGGAUUGUCUUGAUAAUUCAGUGGAUUUUAAUGGCACGCAUGAUGUAUUUCGAUCGGGUUUAAAUGCUGAGUACUCAGAUAAGCCUAGUCUCUAUGACACGGCCUUCGCAAAGGAAGGACAAAAGCUCCAUGUGUUUGAAAGUCGUCAUUUUGAUGAAGAGGGUCAGUGCGAACUCUUUAAAGGUAAGGAAGAGGAUUCCAUGCCAUAUGGGGGACGUCUCAUGUAUGGAAGCUAUUUGAACCUUCAAAGCAAUGAUACAAUCGGCUUCACUUUGGGGGAUGUAGAAGGUGUGUGCUCUGAAGAUGAUUCUGGCACCAAACAUAUAGCAAACGCAAGUUCUAACAGAUACACAAUGAAGCACACUCCUGAUGAUUCUGUUGAUCAGCCUCGAAGUAGCUCUGAUUUGCACAAAAGGGAUCCGGGGGAAGAUUUUAUAUAUGAAAAUAUCGAACAAAAUGAAGAUGUUGGUGAUCCAAUAGAGAAUGGAGAUAUCAGCAAUCCUGAAGCUGUCGGGGACCAAGGGGAGGAGAGUGUUUUUGCUGAUGAGAUUUUAAUGCAAGAAAAUCAGGAAGAUGAAUAUGAAAUCUUUGACUUGAGGAUCAUACACCGGAGAAACAGGACUGGAUUCGAAGAAAACAAGGAUCUGCCCAUCGUGCUAAAUACUGUAAUCGCAGGGAGAUAUUAUGUUACGGAGUACCUUGGCUCCGCUGCUUUCAGUAAGGUUGUUCAAGCACAUGAUUUGUACACGGGGGUGGAUGUCUGUCUGAAGAUCAUAAAAAAUGAUAAAGAUUUCUUCGAUCAGAGUUUGGACGAAAUAAAACUUUUGAAGCUGGUAAAUAAGCAUGAUCCUGCUGAUGAAUGCCACAUACUGCGCCUCUACGACUACUUUUAUCAUCAGGAGCAUCUCUUCAUUGUUUGUGAGCUUCUUCGAUCAAAUCUAUAUGAAUUUCAGAAGUUUAAUCAAGAAUCUGGCGGGGAAGCAUAUUUCACGCUGAACCGAUUGCAGGUCAUAACUCGUCAGUGUUUAGAGGCACUGGACUACUUGCAUCAAAUGGGGAUUAUACACUGCGACCUAAAGCCUGAGAACAUUCUCAUCAAAAGUUAUAGAAGAUCUGAGAUUAAAGUCAUUGAUCUGGGAAGCAGUUGCUUUAAAUCAGACAACUUGUGCCUCUAUGUCCAGUCUCGUUCCUAUAGAGCUCCCGAAGUCAUCCUGGGCCUUCCUUAUGACCAAAAGAUCGACAUUUGGUCCCUUGGCUGCAUCUUGGCAGAACUCUGCUCUGGCGAAGUGUUAUUUCCAAAUGAUGGAAUUGUAAUGAUUCUAGCACGCAUGAUCGGCAUGCUUGGACCCAUUGAUCAGGAGAUGCUGGAACAAGGACAGGAGACUCCCAAGUAUUUCACGGAGGAAUAUGAUCUCUACUACAUUAACGAGGAGACUAACCAAUUGGAGUACAUAAUUCCCGAGGAGUCGUCGUUGGAAGGACAUGUACAGGUUUCUGAUACUGGGUUUCUUGACUUCUUGAGGAACUUGCUGGAGAUCGACCCCAAUAGGCGUCCUUCUGCGAGUGAGGCAUUGGAGCAUCCAUGGCUUUCAUACGAGUACUCUUUCCCUUCCUGAUGCAAAACAGGUCAUGCCAAUAAAUUUUGCAUUACAUUGAUUGGUAAGUGCUAUUAUUUGAGCGCUGAAAAAUUAGAAAAGCCUUAGUGUACAUGCAGCUUACUGAUUUUUCGCUUGUUCACAUAUAUAUUUUUUAAUUUCCUCUGUACAAAGCUCCCGAUACAGAGCCUUCCGUCUCCGAGUGAAUCCGAGCUUGUAAAGAUGAAUAGUUGUUGUACACAUGCUUCAUGUUACAUCAUGUUGAUUGAGAUUGUUCGAUAUAUGAGAUGAAAGAAAAUUUUCUCGUA